Molecule: messenger RNA, 1546 nt
Organism: Anguilla anguilla (European eel)
Lineage: Eukaryota; Metazoa; Chordata; Actinopteri; Anguilliformes; Anguillidae
Gene: dnajb4
Product: DnaJ heat shock protein family (Hsp40) member B4
Exons: 3
Coding region: 327-1346 (339 amino acids)
Cellular component (GO): cytosol
Molecular function (GO): protein-folding chaperone binding
Source: RefSeq, a predicted model, not a curated record
UUUCUAGAAAGAACCACUGAAUUCUAGGGGAGGGAGUAACGUUAUUGGCUAUUUAAAGAGGGCGCUGGAAAGACUGAACACGCACUUGAGUUUAGAUUAGCGGUUUAGGCUAUAGCACGGAUAUCAGCGUGCAUACACUGUAGGGUAGGCAUUGUUAGCUAUCAAUGUUCAUAAUAGCGACGGAUUCCACCCGCUAACGCCAUAUUCUGGGAUUUCGUUCUCGGAAGCUGACAGCGCCCAGCAACAGUGCUGACAAAUCUGUUUUUUAUUGCAGUGGACUAUUAGCCUACAUUAAACGCUAGAGACUUUGGGCUGUUUGGAGGAAGAUGGGAAAGGAUUAUUACAAAAUACUGGGGAUCCAGAAAGGAGCGGCGGACGAGGAUAUAAAAAAGGCAUACAGAAAACAAGCUCUGAAAUGGCAUCCUGAUAAAAACAAAGCAGCCAAUGCAGAGGAGAAAUUCAAGGAAAUCGCCGAGGCAUACGAAGUUCUGAGCGAUCCCAAGAAGAGGGAAAUCUAUGACCAAUAUGGAGAAGAAGGUCUCAAAGGAGGCGGAGGAACUACAGACGGUCAGGGGGGCAACUUCACCUACACGUUCCACGGUGACCCCCACGCCACGUUUGCCACGUUCUUCGGGGGCGCCAACCCCUUCGAGAUGUUCUUUGGCCGAAAGGCGGCCAACGGGCGUGAGGAGGAGGACAUGGAGGUGGACGGUGACCCCUUCGGCUCCUUCACCAGCUUCAACCUCAACAGCUUCCCGCGGGAGCGGCACAUGGGCGGGGGCCCCAUGCGGCGCAAGCAGGACCCAGCCAUCCACCACGAGCUGCGCGUCUCCCUGGAGGAGAUCUUCCACGGCUGCACCAAGAGGAUGAAGAUCUCCCGCAAGCGGCUGAACCCAGACGGGCGCACCAUGCGUACCGAGGACAAGAUCCUCACCAUCGAGAUCAAGCGGGGCUGGAAGGAGGGCACCAAGAUCACCUUCCCCCGGGAGGGCGACGAGUCACCCGGCACCAUACCCGCCGACAUAGUGUUCGUCAUCAAGGACAAGCCCCAUGCCCACUUCCGGCGUGAGGGAUCGAACAUUGUGUACCCGGUGCGGGUUAGCCUACGGCAGUCAUUGUGUGGCUGCUCAGUCACCGUGUCAACAAUAGAUGGGAAAUCGUGUAACCUGAAGGUAACUGAAGUCAUCAAACCGGGGAUGAGAAAGACUGUUGCGGGACAAGGACUUCCUUUUCCCAAAAACCCGGACCAGAGGGGAGACUUGGUGGUAGAGUUUGAUGUGAAUUUUCCGGACAGCCUCCCAUCCAACUCAAAGGAUGUUCUGAAACGUCAUUUACCAGCCUCGUAGAAGGAUUGGACUGGACAAAUGGGUGCUGCAAUGGCAGUGCACCAUUCCUUGGACUACUUGUAAACCCUUACAAAGAAUGUGCAAUUUAUAUUUUUAUCUAUAUUGUGUUUAUUUUUAAAUAUCCUGCAUGCAACAAUGAUUAAGUGAAAGUAAAGUUUUUGAUGUCUGAAUGUAAACCUUAAAUGUGUUUCAUUUCCCUG